AUGUGCAGGGCGUUCCCGACAACCCUGCGGGGCCCGGCCCGAGCGUGGUACAGCAAUCUGAAGACCGCGACCAUCGCCUCUUUCGACCAGUUGGCCAGGGACUUUGAGCUUAACUUCCUGGCUCAUGCCAAGCCGAAACCGUCGGUGGCGAUGCUCCUCGGGCUCCACCAGAGGGAGGACGAGCCCCUCUCUCACUUUGUGAACCGCUUCACCACACAAAUCCGCGGGUUGUCUGAUGCUCACCCUUCUUUGAUGAUGCAGGCAUUCAUGAUGGGCCUACGCCCUACCCGAUUCUUUUGGUCUCUGGUGGAGCGACCCCCCACUUCGGUUCCCGAAAUGUUGCAGCGUGCGAACCAAUACAUUGCGGCCGAGGCAUGGAUGGUCGGGAAGCGCGACGAGCGCAAAAGGGUCAAGCCAGAACAGUCCCAACAACAACAGCCCGCUACCUCCCGGCGCAGGGCCGGCGGCCUCAACGAUACGGUACCUAGGUCCCCUCCCCCAGGCCUGAACUCCUCUCGGACCGAAAUAUUUCUCCAUAUUAAGGAGAAAGGCCUUCUAAAAGACCCCUACCCGAUGAGGAGCCCGCGCGAACUCGCGGACCGCUCUAAAUACUGCCGUUUCCAUCGACAGCCCGGUCACGACACCGAGGAAUGUCGAGAAUUAAAAAGGCAAAUUGAGGAGCUCAUCCGCCGAGGGCACCUCGGCUCAUACCUCCGACCAGAUAAGGAGCUCUCGCCACGUCCGGAGGGCCCCAUCGAGCGGCACAUAGAUGUCAUAACCGGCGGGCCAGCGUCCGGAGGAAGUUCCAUGGCGGGCGGAAGGGCAUAG
Molecule: messenger RNA, 828 nt
Organism: Musa acuminata subsp. malaccensis (wild Malaysian banana)
Lineage: Eukaryota; Viridiplantae; Streptophyta; Magnoliopsida; Zingiberales; Musaceae
Source: RefSeq, a predicted model, not a curated record